AUAAUUAACGACAUCUUGCUAAAAAAUGGUGGUGAAAGAUAAACAAGCAGUGAAGUAGAAUCUGCUCAGCUGUGUAUGAGCUUCAAAAUCGGUGUCGCCGUUAAACAAAACGCCAUUACAUUGUAACGGAAGACGAUGACCACAAGAGACAUCGCAGAAAUACAGGCUUUAUAAACAUUUACGUGAUAUUUACCGAAAAUUAGUAAAUCUAAGUCAGUAAAGCGAUUGAACGGCCAUUGAAAAGCUAACAGUGCUAACGGGAAGUUAGCUAGCUAGCUACAGAUUAGCUAAACAGACGCUUCGGCUUUCCAGAGAAAGCGACGGUGUAUUUUUUUAUAUUAAAGACGUUUUUGGCCGUUUUUUUUUUAAUUUUCCGCGUGUCUAAGACUCAUAGCGAUGGCUUGUGGAGCUACAUUGAAGAGGACGAUGGAUUUCGACCCUUUACUGAGUCCUGGGUCGUCGAAGAGGAGGCGAUGCGCCCCGGUGUCUCAGGCAGCAACCCCGAGAAAUUACCUUCGUCAAGAGCCGAGUCCGUUCAGCCAGCAGCUCUCAGUCACACUCACAGCAGAGCAAAUUCUUCAUAACAUCAAGCAAGAAUACAAGCGCAUGCAAAAGCGAAAGCAUUUGGAUGGAAGCUUUCUGCAGCCCGAGGCUUCAUCUUUCAUGUCCCAGUCUCACGCAUCUCUUCUGACUGGAUCCAGUUUUCAAGAGACAUCCUCUGGAGCUGUUUCGCCCACACGGAGAGAACAGCCACUGUUCACUUUAAAACAGGUUGGCAUGCUAUGUGAGCGUCUUUUAAAGGAACGUGAAGAUAAAGUCAGAGAAGAAUAUGAGGAGAUCAUGACAUCCAAGUUGGCAGAACAAUACGACACUUUUGUGAAGUUCACACACGAUCAAUUAAUGCGGCGAUUUGAAGAACAGCCUGCUAGCUAUGUGUCUUGAGAUCACCAGUGCAAUGCCAAGAUGCUGUUUGCUGCGGUUUACUGAGCUGAAUGUCCGCUGAUUCUACCACAGACCUGGUUUGAUAUAAAAACUGCUCCAGUGUCACUCAUGCUGACAGCAGCUGUCUUUAGAAUUUGUCAGUACAUAUAUUGUUCCUUGUGAACCUGGGUGCUUCCUCUCGUAAAUGUAUACGGACCUUUUAUGUCUGUUUAUUCUACCAGUGGCCUACCUAUAAUCUGUAUCAUGAGCCUUUUCUUGCAUUCCGCAAUGUAUCCAUACAGAUACUGCAAUGCUUUAUUUUCUGGUCCUUUCACAUGUGCAUAGACGUUAGUAUGGAUGGAAAUACAAAAUGUUGAAUACCUCUUUGCGAGUAUUGAGUGCUGCACAGCUUACAGUUUAUCCUUCUUAUACAAAGCUUGAUAGAAUGUUCACUAGCCAAACUAAGUGCAGCCAGAAGAUUAAACUUCACAUCACUGGGACUCGAUAAAGCUGUUCUGUUCUAUACAUUGAGCUCAUGAUAUGUUGCAUCAAUCAGUUAGAGCUUUUUUUUUUUGUUUUCUUUUGCUUUCCUUUGUAUUUGUAUAGAUCAGGGGUGUCAUGCUCUGGUAGAGGGCCACAAAGUUCAGUGUUUAGAGUUUACCUCAGUUAAGAGACAUGAUUCAACUCAUCUAAUUAGCAGAGCCUUAAUGGGCUAAAACUGGUGUGAAGGACUUGAGAUUGACACCCUGGUGUACAUUAAAGCAUUUUAUUAAUAAAGACUUGUGUGUAUGUAA
Messenger RNA from Tachysurus fulvidraco (yellow catfish), 1715 nucleotides. Its product is annotated as akirin-2-like. Gene Ontology annotation, biological process: positive regulation of innate immune response; positive regulation of transcription by RNA polymerase II. Lineage: Eukaryota; Metazoa; Chordata; Actinopteri; Siluriformes; Bagridae. The record is from RefSeq and is a predicted model, not a curated record. Bases 397 to 942 code for a protein of 181 amino acids. Gene Ontology annotation, molecular function: transcription coregulator activity. The transcript has 5 exons. Gene Ontology annotation, cellular component: nucleus; chromatin.